AUGGCUGCCAAUGCAUCUAAAACGACAGACUGGUCUCCGGACAGCUGGAGAUCAAAACCAAUUGCCCAAGCCGUCAAGUAUGAAGACGCCAAUGCCGUCGAAGCAGCACUCACAAAACUCAAGCAUGUUCCUCCAAUCGUCACACCAACUGAAAUCUGGAAAUUACGCAGAUCCCUGAAAAACGUGGCGCUGGGCAGAGCAUUCUUGCUUCAAGGCGGUGACUGUGCUGAACUAUUCGAGUACUGCCAUGGCGACUCAAUCGAUUCCAAGAUCAAGCUUCUCCUCCAGAUGUCGCUCGUUCUCAUCUGGGGUGGAAACCGGCCUGUGGUGCGCAUAGCAAGAAUGGCAGGACAAUAUGCUAAGCCGCGGAGUAAACCCACAGAAAUGUUCAAUGGACAGGAGAUACCAAGCUAUCGCGGUGACAUCCUGAAUGGUUACCCCCCUGAUAGCCGCAAGAUCGAUCCUGAUCGACUGGUGCAGGCAUACUUCCACUCUGCUGCGACUCUCAAUUACGUGCGGGCCCAACUUGCUUCUGGGAUCGCGGACCUGCACAAUCCGAUGGAUUGGGGUCUUGGUUAUGUGAAGGAUCAAGCUUUGCUUUCCAAAUACACGGGAAUUGUGGAGAGUAUUUGCGAGAGCUUGCGCUUCAUGCACACCAUCGGAGCAGACACCGCAAGCCAAUUAAGCAGUGUCGACCUCUUCUCCAGCCACGAGGCCUUACUACUCGCCUAUGAAGAGGGUCUUACCCGCUACCUAAAACAUCCGCAAAAUCGUGAGAGUCCUGAGAACUCAACAAACACCAAUGCGCCUUCUUCGAGCAAUGCUGGCUACUACAACACCAGUGCACACUUCAUUUGGAUUGGUGACCGAACGAGACAAGUUGAUCACGCUCACAUCGAGUAUGCUCGUGGAAUCGAGAAUCCCAUUGGCAUCAAGGUGGGCCCAACAACAAAUCCAGCAGAUCUUGGCAAGCUCCUCGACCUGGUCAAUCCAAAUCAUGAGAUUGGCAAAGUGACUCUGAUUCACCGAUAUGGCAAGGACAAAGUCACACAAUUGCUACCGAAACACAUCGAGGCAGUGCGACAAACUGGACAUAUCGUGGUGUGGCAGUGCGAUCCGAUGCACGGCAACACUCGUUCAACGGAAGAAGGCAUCAAAACGAGAUCAUUCCAAGAUAUCUUCGACGAGCUUUCAGCAGCUAUUCGUAUACACAAGCAAUGCGGCACGUACCUGGGCGGAGUACAUCUCGAGCUCACUGCUGAUGCAGUCACGGAAUGUACCGGCGGCAGUACUGGUCUUGAUGAUAAGGAUCUGAGUCAAGCGUACACCACCUACUGUGAUCCGCGGCUGAACGAGAAGCAGGCGCUUGAGUUGGCAUUCCUCGUUGCCGACAGCCAACGUGAUUCAGCUGCGAAAAGUGCAAGUGUUUUGAACGGACAGUGAUCGGCAUUGUACGUGGAUGGGAGGAGAAGCGCAUGUUGGUCACCUGAUUUUCACUUCAGUUUGGCCGUAAUAGUCUCUUCCGGCCGAUGGACGACGCCUAGUAUCAUCUCGAGCGCCUCGAUGACUUUUUCGUCCUACGAGCUGCAAGGAGAUCGGGGCGUCAAGAUACUUCCUAGGCUCAUCUGAGAGAUAGGAUAUCAGCAUGGUCGAUGGGCAGGCAGGCAGGCAGGCAGGCAGGCAGGCAGGCAGGAGAACUUCUGUAGACUCACAGAGGUUGUAAUAGUGGUAAUAGGCUAGGCUCGUACAGCCAUGGUUGCUGAUCAAUAAGUGUUUUCAU
Pseudocercospora fijiensis CIRAD86 is the source of this 1780-nucleotide messenger RNA. RefSeq lists its product as uncharacterized. Gene Ontology annotation, molecular function: 3-deoxy-7-phosphoheptulonate synthase activity. Gene Ontology annotation, biological process: aromatic amino acid biosynthetic process. The transcript has a single exon. Bases 1 to 1443 code for a protein of 480 amino acids. The record is from RefSeq and is a predicted model, not a curated record. NCBI's taxonomy places the organism in Eukaryota, Fungi, Ascomycota, Dothideomycetes, Mycosphaerellales, Mycosphaerellaceae.